Molecule: messenger RNA, 2657 nt
Organism: Polyodon spathula (Mississippi paddlefish)
Lineage: Eukaryota; Metazoa; Chordata; Actinopteri; Acipenseriformes; Polyodontidae
Gene: ptar1
Product: protein prenyltransferase alpha subunit repeat containing 1
Exons: 7
Coding region: 99-1379 (426 amino acids)
Biological process (GO): protein prenylation
Cellular component (GO): cytoplasm
Molecular function (GO): protein prenyltransferase activity
Source: RefSeq, a predicted model, not a curated record
AGUCUUUCUCGCUGUUCUGUUCCAGGUUAACUCUCCCUGACCCGGAGCUAGUACUCUGUCUCACUUCUGUUGUCAUCAGCAGCUAAGCGUUGAAAACAAUGGCAGAGUCGGAAGAGGAGGUGGACGUGUUGGUCCAGAGAGUUGUGAAAGACAUCAACAACGCGCUAAAGAAAAACCACAACAUUGAUGAAAUUGGUUUGAUACCUUGUCCAGAAGCCCGGUACAAUCGAAGCCCCAUAGUCCUAGUGGAAAACAAACUUGGUGUGGAAAGCUGGUGCAUAAAGUUUCUCUUGCCCUAUGUUCAUAAUAAACUGCUGCUCUACAGACAAAGGAAACUAUGGCUGGACAAAGAUGCACUGAUAGAUAUCACUUGUACGCUACUGCUGCUGAAUCCAGACUUCACCACUGCCUGGAAUGUCAGGAAAGAGCUGAUUCAGAGUGGUGCGUUAAGUCCAGAGAAAGAUUUGUAUUUGGGGAAACUUGCUCUAACCAAAUUUCCCAAAAGCCCAGAAACGUGGAUUCACAGGCGCUGGGUCUUGCAGAGUUUAAUCCAGGGAUGCUGCUCCAGUAAGGCAUGUAAGGAGAGUGGAGCCGUGGACGUGGCCGCAGCACAGACAGAAAGACUGCAGCAAAUACUACAGGAGGAGAUGAAGGCCUGCUCUGAAGCUGCAGGGAGAUACCCAAGCAACUACAAUGCCUGGUCACAUCGUAUUUGGGUGAUACAGAAUUUUGCAAAAGACAACAAAAAGGUUUAUCUUGAUGAGUUAUCUUCUAUGAAGUACUGGGUGUCCAUGCACGUUUCAGAUCACAGUGGCUUCCAUUACCGACAGUUUCUCCUCAAAUCUCUUGUUGAAGACCCUGGCUGUGUGCUGGACAAAACUGCCUCGGUACUGCAGGCCACUAUUAAUGAACGUUGUGUUAGUCUUCCAAAAGAAGAGGCCUCAGCUGAGAUCCAGAGGACAGUGGUGCCAGACCUGUUUGACGAAGAGCUGGAGCUUUGCACUGACCUUAUUGAGUCGUACCCUGGCCAUGAAACACUUUGGUGUCACAGGCGGUAUGUUUUCUUCCUCUGGCAUCACUGGAAUAAUAAGCAAGGAUCACCGUUAAACAGCAGUGAUCGUCCUUUAGACAACUCAUCGAGUGCUACCACAGGAGGCAAGUCGGCACAGGCCAUGGACGUGGAUGGCAUUGUGGACCCCAACAAGCAGGUCUAUGCCCAGGAGACCAAGCGGCUGAAACGGGGCCCUCUGCAGGGCUGCCAAGGCCUGCCAACAGAGCACAGGUUCAUUACUAAAACCCUGACAGACUGCAGGAGUACAGAACAGGCCAGGUUUGCCGCUGCAUACCAGAAAUGGCUUGACUCUGUUCUAGGUCAAUAAUGGUGAACUUGUGGGGAGAAUAUUAAUAUAUAACGCAAGAUUCCUCUUCAGAGUGAAAAUCAAUGCCAGGUUUUUCUAAAAGCAGACAAUUCUGUAGCAGUGUGCAGUCUCUGGAUUAAGUUCAGUGCGCACCAGUACCUCAGGUUUCUCAAUUCUUGACAAACAUUUCGCCACUUCUACUGAACUGUCUGUAUUUUAUCAAAUCAGCCUAGCUCAUUUUCCUCUGUUUUCUAUUUUCUUUUUUAAUGUAUUCUUUUUUCUUUAUUUAUAUAUAAAGUCUUCCAGUAACAAACACCUCUCCUUAAUUAAGCAACCUUGUAAGAGAAGCUUAUAUGUUUUGUAAAUCUUCACUGCUGCUUUUUUAACAGCUUCUGUACCUCAAAUCUUUGAGAUACAGACUUUAGAUAUUUCGGUGUUUUGGAAAUUUCAAAUGCAAACAAAUGCCCUUCACUUUGACCCUUUUGGUUUCCAAGCAUUGCUUUCUGCCCAAAGUAGUUGCCAUGUUAAGGUUGUGCUACUUUAGUUGUGUGCAAGAUAGAGAGACAGGCAUUCAUAUGUUGUCUUCAUAUUUGAAACAAACCUGUAUUAAAUGAGUCACUCAAUCAAGUUCUGUUUAGAUUGUAAAAGUAACCUUUUCACUGGCACAUUUUUUUACCUUGUGCCCAUAUAUCAAUGAUGGAAAAGCACAUGCUUUGAGGUAGUGGUACAUGGCUUCAUUCUGUUUAUUAUAGAGGCAUGGUCCAAUGAAAAUGAACCAUUUCGUGGCUGUGUUUGUUUAUCAACCAUAUCUCAGAAAGCUCCUGAGACAUCUGUUUCUAUAUACUUAAAUAGACAACAUGUGCCAGUGAUCUGGAAAUUAACCACUGACCUAAUAUGUCUGUCACACUUCGUUUUGUAACUUUUUUAGCUGAUAAUCGGUACAUGCUUUUAAAUAUUUUUCACAGCUCUAUUCUGUAAUUUUCUCCAUCAGGGUUAAUCAUGGAGAUUACUGCCUUUUUCAUUUUUGGCCUAAUUUUAAAACAAAUGCACACUUUACAGUUCCAACAGGAAUACAAAAAAAAAAAAGUUACACUUGUUUCUUGCUAGUUCUAUACUGUUACAAUUGUUUUUAUAAGCAGCAUCUAGCAGAAACUGUGGUUCAGCACUUUUCUUGUCAGUCAGUCGUUGUUUUGCUCCAACUCAACUAGACCUUAUCUAAUGAUAUCUUGAUUACUAGAUCUUGUCACUUGGUUUUAUAUGUUAGUAGUUGUCAGAAUAUAAUUUGUUUUGCAUGAGAAA